AUGAAUCAUCUGGGUGUUGGAUAGUAAUAAAAAAAGACUGUUGUUUGCAAUAACACUGAAGUUUAGUUGGUAAUACCUUAACAGCCACAGAAUAUUUAAUAUACCAGACAACCUCACGUUGUUUAUUGUGCUAAUUGUAACAAUCAAAUUUAAACACAUGUUUAAUUGAAGAUUGGCAAGGGUCAAUUGAUGAUGGCCUUGAUAAUGUUGCCUAAGCUACUAUGUGCUUGUGUGAUCCCCUUAUUGAUGGAUGAUUGCCGAGAUGCAGUUCAUUUAUGUCCUGUUUGCAAGGCCGAAGUAGGAAGAAAGAAUUUCAUCUUUGAAUGAUUUAUGCAAUAAUGAAAAUCAACUUAAUAUAUAAUUAAAUUAUUUUAUCAAAAACUACGACA
Molecule: messenger RNA, 389 nt
Organism: Paramecium tetraurelia
Lineage: Eukaryota; Ciliophora; Oligohymenophorea; Peniculida; Parameciidae
Exons: 2
Molecular function (GO): zinc ion binding
Source: RefSeq, a predicted model, not a curated record